This is a messenger RNA of Trifolium pratense (red clover), 1722 nucleotides long. RefSeq names its product protein RDM16-like. Gene Ontology annotation, cellular component: U4/U6 x U5 tri-snRNP complex. The transcript has a single exon. The coding region runs from base 1 to 1722 and encodes 573 amino acids. Gene Ontology annotation, biological process: mRNA splicing, via spliceosome. Lineage: Eukaryota; Viridiplantae; Streptophyta; Magnoliopsida; Fabales; Fabaceae. The record is from RefSeq and is a predicted model, not a curated record.
AUGGACGUCACCCCCAAUAGGCGAAAGAGAGUUCGACAUUCCGAAGGUGACCACCCCCAUCAUCGAUCUGACCGGAAUGCCAAACGCGACCGCAAAACCAGGGACGAAAGAGAGGGUACCAAAUUGAAGAAGCGCGAUCAAGAGAUGGAAGAUGAUUUCGAAAACGGUGGUGUUGCUAUGGGAUCACCACCUGCUACUGCGGUGUCUCCUCCUCCUUCCUUUCCUAUUAUUAAGGUAUCAUCGAUUUCUACCACAAAUAAUGAAAAUAAUAAUUUUACCAUGUCUCAUGAAGUUACUGGAAAAUUUAGUACAGAUGGAUCAUCAUCUUCAAUUGCUGGAAAACUCUCUAUUCAUGCCUUAGCUAAGGCAAAGAAGGUUUUACAAAUGCAAAAAGACUUGUCGGAGAAGCUCAAGAGAAUUCCUCCUCCAGCUACUACUGGUGUCACAACUAAGGCUGCUCAUGUUCUUCGUCUUGACGCCCAUGGACGGGAAAUAGAUCAACAUGGGAAUCUUGUUGUUAAUGUAACUAAGCCAACCAACCUCAGCACAUUAAAGGUCAACAUUAAUAAACACAAGAUAGAUGAUGCAUUAUUUGAUUCUAACCCUCAUUUUGACAACAGUAUUGGCAUCAACAAAACAAAGCUCAUGCGCCCCAAGAGGACGAAUUUUCUGUUUGUCCAGGAAGGUAAAUGGUCAAAACAUGCUGAAUCAAUAAAGUUGAAGAGUAAAUUUGGAGAAGCUCAAGCAAAAGACCACAAGGCCAAACAAGCACAGCUAGCAAAGGCAAAAGUUGCUCCUCAUAUAAAUCCCAACUUAAUAGAAAUUACAGAGAGAGAUGCAAUGAAAGAAAACCUGAAGGAUCCAAUUCCAGAAGUUGAGUGGUGGGACGUGGCACUUUUGCAUUCUGGAAAUUAUCAUGACAUAGACAAAGAUAAACUGAAAAUGGAAAAAAUCACCUUUUAUGUGGAGCACGUUCUCCCCAUUGAACCGCCUGCUCACCUUGCCCCUCCACCACCUCAACCUCUCAAGCUAACCAAACAGGAGCAAAAGAAACUCAAGUCCCAAAGGCGUAUAGCUAAGGAGAAGGAGCGACAAGAUAUGAUUAGACAGGGUGUCAUAGAACCGCCAAAACCAAAGUUAAAGAUGAACAAUUUAAUGAAAGUGCUAGGGACCGAAGCAACUCAAGAUCCCACUCGGCUUGAGAAGGAAGUACGUAAUGCAGCUGCUGAGCGUGAGCAGGCUCACAUAGAUAGGAAUAUCGCACGCAAGCUUACUCCUGCCGAGAAGCGUGAGAAGAAGAAAAGGAAGCUGUUUGAUGACUCAAAUACACCGGAUAGACUUGUGGCACUUUACAGAAUUGACGACCUCUCUCAUCCACAGACUCGCAUUAAAAUUGAUCGUGACGCUCAAUAUAACGAGUUGACCGGAUGUGCUGUGAUUUAUGAUGGUAUUAGCGUUGUCGUGGUCGAAGGUAAAACCAAGACGAUUAAGAGGUAUGGAAAACUAAUGCUCAGACGUAUCAAUUCCGAAGAUUCAAAUGAUGACAAGCCUGCCAACAAGUGUGUUCUGGUGUGGCAAGGAAAUGUUGCCAAACAAAACUUCAAUAAAUUCAGUGUUCAGGCUUGCAUCACUGAAGCAGCUGCUCAAAAAGUGUUUGUGAAUGCUGGGGUUCCUCAUUAUUGGGACCAUGCUGUCAACUAUGAAGAUGGCGGUGCUGCUUGA